GCGAGGCUCCCCGGGAGACUGACACACGGAGGUAGACAGGCCUGCUGUUUGUGUGGAUCUAGGACACGACUCCAUCAGCUUAGCUCACUGUGCCACUCAACAACCAACAGCACAAGGAGAAAUAAAGUCAAGACUGAUCUGAUCCACGUUUUUACCUCCACUCAUCGAGCCACCUUUCAAACUGGCUGCCACAAGUCAAGAAUGGAAAAUCUGACAUCAGCCCUCAAAACAUUAAACAAGAACUCAGGGAAUAACCAUAACUGCCUUGAGACCUUCAACGGUUAUGAAGAGUCGCUUCUGCCCGUCCAAGGGACGCCAGCUCGCGUGGGGCGCCACAUCAAACCUAAACCCAAUCUGAACUGCAGGCGAAAGCGCGAGUUCAUCUCUGACGAUAAGAAGGACGCCUGCUACUGGGAGAAGCGUCGCAAGAACAACGAGGCUGCCAAGCGCUCCAGGGAGAAGCGACGACUCAAUGAUAUGGUUUUGGAAAACCGUGUCAUUGCACUGAAUGAUGAGAACGUGAGGCUCAAAACGGAGCUCCUUCAGCUGAAGCUGCGCUUCGGCCUCAUAAGCACCGCUGCAUAUAUUGAGAAGAGCCAGCAGAUUGGUGGGGGCAGCAACACGGGGGAUGGAGGCUCAUCCUUAUCUUCCUCUUCUCAGUACUACUCCAGCGGUUACUCCAGCAGUUCUCAGGUGAUGGUGACCUCAGACUCUUCAGAAACGGAGCAAUCAGGGCGUAGCGAGGGCCACAGGCAGCUGGUGAAAUACUCCCCACGAGGUUCCCUCUCCGACAUGUCUGAUAGCUCCUCCAGGGACAGCCCCGAGCCAAUGCCCUUUGAGAUCAAACAGGAAGGCGACAGGCUGGAGAUGGACAUCACCGACAGCACCACAACCCAAAUCAUGUUUAACAUCCAUCGCAGUCUGGCCUCAGUACCCACUCACCACCAGAUCGAGCAGCAUUCUCAGGAGCUGGAGGCCACUUAUCACAGUCAACAGCAGCAGCAGCAGCAUCUUCACCAACAGCAGCAGUCCCAUCCGGAGUCUGUUACCACAAUCAACACAAGUAGCCAGCCCGCUCCUCACCCACCUGCUGCUGCCCAGCGGAGUGUCAUUCUUUAUGGCUCCAGCAGUGCCUCCUAUCCCGUGGAACCCCUGAAUAGGCCACAGGACAUUUGUGAUGUGAUGGCUGCUCAGAAGCAGAGUGUGUGCAGCAGCCAGACGUGCGUGAGUCGACCGCCUCAGUCCGUUAGCGAGAGCUCCACAGAGACGUCGGCAGAAGUGACAAAACAGCUGGAGAGGCAGAUAUUGGACUCCCCCCCUCCGUAUGAGCUCUCAGACAGCCAUAAUGAGGCUGAAGAAAGACAGCGGUACAGAGUCCUUCCCCAGCAGCACCAGCAGGAGGGCGACGCAUCGGCAGAGCUCCUCCACAACCAAGCAGACGAGGUCAACCAAUCCCAGCUGUAUCACCGUCUCCAGCAGCAUCAAACUUCAUACCUCAGUGCCCAAGACGAGGAGCCGCCUGUGCUUACUUACGAAGGUGUGUCCAGGAAUGAGGCUUACUACCAAGGCCCACCAAGCUCUUCUAGUAAGGACACCUCAUCCAGCUCGGACAAAGAGGCCUCCACAGAUGAUGACGAGUCCCCCUCUCCACCCUGUUCAGACAUGGGCCGAUACAACAACCAACACCUUACCAGUCUCCACCGGCCUGCCUCACCUCUGCCAUCCUCCCACGGCUGCGCUCAGGCCCAGGGUUGGGAUCCGCAGGGGGAGGUGAAAGGCACAGCAUUGCCCCACAAACUCAGACUAAAACACAGAGCCAUGAGCACUGGCAGCAGCGGCGGCAACUGUUCUGGCCAGGAGUCCCCGACGACACCGCCCUGUGCCACACCUCCUCCCCUGCCACAGCACCCCUACUUUUCUCUCACGCCACAACAGAACACUGAGCGAGAGUUCCCGGUCGUAGCCUGUGCGCAGGCAGCAUCGGGGCAGGGGGCCAGGAAGGAGAGCGGUGGAUGUCCAAACAAGAGGCGAGAUUAAGUCACAGCCGUUUUUAGAACUUGUUGGACUUAAACAAGAGAAACAAUUACCCUGCCAUCAUGCCUUUGCCCUAUAAUCAAAUCCCCACUAAGCACUUGGGACAGUAAAGCUGGGCUUGUCCACUCCCCUACACCCAACGUCACCAAAAAGGCUGGACAUCCUGUAGGGCUGUAUUAUAUUUGUAUAUAUUGUACAGAUUUGUCAUUUCUUACAUCCUCUCCAUACUUGCAAAGCACUUUUGUUUAUGCGAUGAGAGGAGGAAUGGAACUACCUGCUUUUCUACAUUUCCCAUCCAACAGUAUACAUGUAUAUAGCAGAGUACAUCAGCAAAAUCUGCAUUUUAAAUGGCUUAAAAACACGAAUGUGGAAAAAAAAAAGUUUCAAGCUUUAUCAGCACAAUAAAUUUGGUACAUACUUGACUGUAGACAAACAUACACAUGUAUGGCUAUCUGCCUUAAAUCAAAUGCAAACAUAGACUGGGGACAUUCCCUCGACCAAAGAAGCACCAACACUACAAACAUCCAUAAGUUCCAUACCUCUUCCCAGGCCCUACCUCUAUCAACCCUUUCUCUGUCCCACCCACCCCCAACCGCCUCCAUUACUUCACGAAAAGAUCACCAUCGCCUUUAUUUUUAAGCACUUGGUUUGUAUAUUACUGUGAUAAAUGAAUAUAUGUAUCUAUUAUAAAUAUAUAUAUUUUACAAAGACAUUUGAAUACAGAGUCGACACAGAACCUGCAAUGGUAAAAUAGGAUUUUUUUUUUUUUUGGAGAAAGUGACCAUUCUGAUAUGAAUCACAAUCUCUGUACAGCCACACAGGACCCAUUCAAGAUCAAAAUGCCUCUCUUGAUUGUUCAGCUUUAGCGUUAAUGCUGGGUUUACACAGAAAUGGCCAUCCAGUCUGGAGCGCCAACGGCACUGAAUGGAGAACAUGUUCUUUCCUGAGGCGAGAGCCUCAUUAAAAUGUUUGGAUUUCUUAACCUUUAACCAGCCUUUAACUAUAUUCGGUGGAAUUCACCAGCUGCAGGCUCUGAGCCACUCGUUUAUUUGAGCUUUAUCAACCAUAUCUUGUUGUUGUUGUUGUUACCAUUUAGCGGCCCCGUGUAUUUAUUUCCCUCUUCUCUUCACACACCGUCACUGCAGGAAAGCCCAAGGGAACAUAGACAGAGAAUGUGUACAGACGUUUUUUUUUAGAUACAGUACGUACUGCAGCCUUAAGUGUGAACUAUAACGCAGGAGGAAUUCAUUCACAUUCAUGUAAACACACUACAGUGCACUGAGAUCUGACAAACCCGCGAGACUAACUUACUGUCAAUUUACUGAAAAGGAAAUGAGGUUUCGUAGUGUGACCGAGUCCUCAACGCUCUUAAAAGGAUUCCAGACCAUUGAGUUAUCGUGAAAUAAAAGCCAUCGUAGCACCAAACUCAAGUUCGAGCCAUUGUUUAAACUGUUAAAAGAAUCCGAGCUGAUAUUAAUGAAGACUUCCCUUGUUGCCCAUGUGCCUCCAUUAUUCAUUUUAGGGUUUAUUCGUCCUUGUCUCACGGUAGUUCUGCUACCGGGGGAGAGAUGGAUUGCCUGCACUGGAUUUUAGUUUCAAAAAGUCUGUGUACCAUGUUUGGCUUUUUGGUGCUUGUGUAUAAAUGUAAAGUCGCCCCUCCGCCAUCACCCCACCCUUGAACAACACUGUAAUGUUUAUUUCAUCGGUUUUAUAUCCUCUUUUUCGUCAAGGUGUUCCGUUUUCCUCUAUCCUGUGUCUUUCCCACUAUCGACUGUGAUGACAUGUAUUUGCCUCAUCCCCCCCUUUUUCAGUGUGUAUUAAUCAGUAAUGUUUGUGGUUUUGCUGAUGGUUUUAUAAAAAAAAGAAGAAAAAGGAUCAGGCAAGGACAGUGUGGUGUGUAGAGACGGCGGGUGCCUGGUCUGAUUGAUCAUUAACAUUGCGUCAUUUUGCCAUGAAUAUGUAUGUAAAACACUAAUGUUGUGGAAGAUGGGAGCAUUUCAAAAUAAAAAAAGAAUGUUGACUUCUCAACAUAUCAUGAAAA
Molecule: messenger RNA, 4075 nt
Organism: Solea senegalensis (Senegalese sole)
Lineage: Eukaryota; Metazoa; Chordata; Actinopteri; Pleuronectiformes; Soleidae
Gene: nfil3-2
Product: nuclear factor, interleukin 3 regulated, member 2
Exons: 1
Biological process (GO): circadian rhythm; regulation of DNA-templated transcription
Cellular component (GO): nucleus
Molecular function (GO): DNA binding; DNA-binding transcription factor activity
Source: RefSeq, a predicted model, not a curated record